This is a messenger RNA of Symbiodinium sp. CCMP2456, 758 nucleotides long. The record is from the annotation of a GenBank genome assembly. Lineage: Eukaryota; Dinophyceae; Suessiales; Symbiodiniaceae.
GCCAGCUGACGCAACAGCUCCGCCGCCGCAGCGAGCAGACCCUUGUAGCAGCUGCUGAUCUCCGUGAGCUCAGCGCUGCCGUCCGCCGCGAUGCCGUGCCAGCCGCAAAGGAGGAGCUGGAACUUAGCCGCGCGGAAGAGGAGUUAGCAGCCGCGCGGGUGCAGUGUCUGCAGGACAUUCAGAAGCUCUGGGAUUCCUUGGAUGCCCGCGAACAGAGACUGGAGAAGGAAGCCGAGGAGGCUCUGGUAAGCUUGCCAGAGGUCUUAUUUGCGAGGGCAGGAGUGCGCCAGUACAACCAUUGCAUUGACAUGGGGGUGGCCUCAGAAGUUUAUGCUAUUGGACCAGAUCGGAAUGCUGAAUGUGUUUGGAGACCUUUAGUCAAGAACUGUGGCUCACUCAUGAACGCGCCCUCGUACACGUCCGUCACCGGCUCAUUGCUGCGGUGGAGCGGAACACCCAUUUUCGGCAAUGUUAGUGGGGAUUCCCGCAUCACAGGGCUGCACAUUUCAGCUACGCCUGGCAAAGUUCCAUGCAACGUUGCUGUUUCUGCACCUUUCGUGUCCAAACUCCUGACUGGAGAUGACACUACCAAUUGCCCGUUUACCGGCGAUGCUGUGUACACUCAAGAUUCUUGCAUUCUGUUCACAAUCUGUGGUCGCAUCUCUGACCCGGCCAUCUUGCAUGAUGGCGCAAUGCUGCGAAAUGUGCUCGAGCUUCUGGCUAUGGAGCGGAGCGACCUAGAUCCCGGAGCCCAGUGA